UGCAUUUGCGUUGCGCAUCUACAGGGAAUACCCGCAAAAAGACACCAUUGGCUAAGGGACUCAUGCGCCAGUCCAACAGUGUCAAAUCCGAUGCACUAGGCUGAGAAAAUAACUUAACCAGAGUUUACACUAAUCACCGGAGGGAUGAGAAGUUGCGUCCGAGGCAGAUGGAUUUCUGUGCUGGUAAUGUUCAUUUUUCUUCUGGAGACCCUCAGUGAGAAAAGUUCCCAUAACGCCACGAACCAGAACUCCCAAGUCGGGACAGAGGGACAAGAUGUCAGCAAUCAUAGCAAGAGGUUCUUCCCGGUCGUUCACUUCAGCUAUGAACAUGUGCGGAUACCGUUCGAGAUCUCCCUCUGGAUUCUGUUGGCAUCGCUGAUGAAACUGGGGUUCCACCUGCUCCCUGGGCUGUCCAGCGUGGUCCCCGAGUCCUGCCUGCUGAUCGUGGUGGGGCUGCUGGUGGGGGGGCUGAUCAAAGCCAGCGGGGAGGAACUGCCCGUCCUGGACGCCGACCUCUUCUUCCUCUGCCUGCUGCCGCCCAUCAUCCUGGACGCCGGCUACUUCCUGCCCAUCAGGCCGUUCACCGAGAACAUCGGCACCAUCCUGACGUUCGCCGUGGCGGGGACGCUCUGGAACGUGCUGUUCGUGGGGGGCUCGCUGUACGCCGUCGCCCAGCUGGAGGCCUCCCAGCUGUGGGGCAUGGACCUGCUGGCCUGCAUGAUCUUCAGCGCCAUUGUCUCCGCCGUCGACCCCGUGGCCGUGCUGGCCGUCUUUGAGGAGAUCAACAUCAACGAGCUGCUGCACGUGCUGGUGUUCGGGGAGUCGCUGCUCAACGACGCCGUCACUGUGGUGCUGUACCACCUAUUUAUCGAGUAUGUGGGUGUGACCUCAUUCGGUGCACUGGACGUGGUCCUGGCUGUGGUCUGCUUCCUUGUGGUUUCACUGGGCGGGGUCCUCGUGGGAGCCACCUACGGCAUCCUGGCGGCUCUGACUUCCCGCUUCACCUCUAACCUCCGCGUCAUCGAGCCUCUUCUUGUCUUCGUCUACAGCUACAUGGCAUAUUUGUCCGCCGAGGUCUUCCACCUGUCUGGCAUCAUGAGUCUGAUCGCCUGUGGAGUGGUCAUGCGCCCAUAUGUGGAGGCCAAUAUUUCCCACAAGUCCUACACCACUAUCAAGUAUUUCCUGAAGAUGUGGAGCAGUGUGAGUGAGACACUCAUCUUCAUCUUCCUGGGCAUCUCCACGGUUGCUGGGCCCCAUGACUGGAACUGGACCUUUGUCACAGUCUCCGUCAUCCUCUGCCUCAUCUCCCGUGUGUUGGGAGUGAUUGGCCUGACCUACAUCAUCAACAAGUUUCGUAUCGGCAAACUCACCGCCACGGACCAAUUCAUUUUGGCCUACGGGGGCUUGAGAGGGGCAAUAGCCUUCUCCCUGGGGUUCCUGCUAAAACCGGAGCACUUCCCCAUGAGGAGCAUGUUCCUCACCUCCAUCAUCACCAUUGUCUUCUUCACCGUAUUUGUGCAGGGCAUGACUAUCCAGCCACUGGUGGAGAUACUGGCUGUGAAGAGGAAGCGUAAGGGAAAAGACUCCAUCAAUGAGGAGAUCCACACAAUGUCCAUGGACCAUCUCAUGGCUGGCAUCGACAGUGUGUGUGGGCAUUACGGGCAUCAUCUUUGGAAAGACAAACUGACCCGCUUUAACAGGCGGUACAUACAGCCCUGUCUGAUAGCAGGGAAACGCUCCAGGGAGCCGCAGCUCCUUUCCUUCUACAACAAGAUGGAGAUUAAGGAGGCCAUCGAGCAGGUGCAUAGUGGGGGAGAGACCAAGCCCCUCCCAGCCGCGGGCUCCUCUGAAUCCUUGCCGAGCAUACAGUCCCUGGGGCCAGCAAGCAACCAGACACGGCCUAAGGUCUCCAUGGAUCAAGAAGCAGAGAUCUUGAAAAUGCUGAGGAAGACACUGCAGAAGACUGAGAUGAAGUUAUAUUCCAACAGAAGGCCCAUACUGGUGGGCAACCCAUUUGAGGACGACUUCCAGGAGCAGCUCCGGGAGAGACAGAGGGCAAAGCUGGGAAGGCGGAUGAGUGCCUUCCUGUUGGAACCACGGCAGGACUCCCCCUCGCGGUCCAGAACCAGACUACCGGAAGCCCCCCAGGCCAGCAGGUCCAGACCUGUGACCUCUGCCAUCCAGAAAGACCUGGUGAUUCCUUAGUUUCCUGGUCUUCCCUAUGCCAGCCCUCUGCACUUUGAAGAAACAAGGGACAGAUGACCAUGACCUGGCAGAUAAACAAACUGCAUCGUGUCUGAAAAGUAUAUGAUGUGGGAAGUCAGUCACCUGCCCGGACACUGUAUAGAGCUUCAAAUGGCAGAACAGAAGAAACAUAUUCUCAAGUCCCAUGGUAGAGUUUUUGUCAUACAGUAGAAAGAGAACUUCUCUCUGCCUUCUGUGGCAAGAGGACCCUGGCAACUCAUCAACAUUCACAUUGAGAGUACCGCUGUGAUGUGGUAAAGGAGCUCCGUUUGCAACUAGUUCACCUCCUGGUUGUGGGGGCAAAAUGGACGUACAGUGGACGUAUGCUAUACCAAAAUCUCUUUAUCUACAUCCACCACCAAUCUGAUUUUCUCUGAUUUCGUUUUUACCUCAUUGUCACAAUUCAUUACCAUCGCAAUAAAUGCCAAAUACCUUCUUCUA
Molecule: messenger RNA, 2685 nt
Organism: Conger conger (European conger)
Lineage: Eukaryota; Metazoa; Chordata; Actinopteri; Anguilliformes; Congridae
Product: Na(+)/H(+) exchanger beta-like
Exons: 12
Coding region: 145-2205 (686 amino acids)
Biological process (GO): sodium ion transport; regulation of pH; proton transmembrane transport
Cellular component (GO): membrane
Molecular function (GO): sodium:proton antiporter activity
Source: RefSeq, a predicted model, not a curated record